Messenger RNA from Actinia tenebrosa (Australian red waratah sea anemone), 6715 nucleotides. RefSeq names its product tuberin. Gene Ontology annotation, molecular function: GTPase activator activity. Gene Ontology annotation, cellular component: cytoplasm; nucleus; TSC1-TSC2 complex. NCBI's taxonomy places the organism in Eukaryota, Metazoa, Cnidaria, Anthozoa, Actiniaria, Actiniidae. The record is from RefSeq and is a predicted model, not a curated record. Gene Ontology annotation, biological process: negative regulation of TOR signaling; negative regulation of Wnt signaling pathway; negative regulation of phosphatidylinositol 3-kinase/protein kinase B signal transduction.
CGAGUUGAGUUGAAUCUUGUUGUUUUGAUCGUUUUGAUAAAGAUGGCUAGCGAUGUGUGAGCCAUGUCUAAGACUCACAGCAAUGAAGGAUUCAAACAGCGAUUCAAGCAGUUUCUAGGGAUCAAAAAAGGCCAUCCAAUCUCCAUUAGUAUUCACGAUGGGACGAAGACAGACGAGUUUACCUUUACUAAUGAGCUGCUGCAGGAGAUGGGGCCUGAGAGUCCAGUAGCAAGCAGAGUAAAGUUAUUAAAGGAAUUGUGUGAAUUCCUGGUCAACAGAAAACUUGAAGAUCAUGCAACAGAGGCAGCCUGGCAGGCUGUAGAGGAUCUUCUCCAACAUAAUCAUCCCCAAGAAGCAAGACAUAUUGCUCUACAGUUUUUAUCCGUUUUGGUUACUUGUCAGUUUGACAAACUGCAUAUUUUAAGGGCACAUUUCUUCAAGGUUGUAGUUCUGYACAAAAUUCCUGAGGAUUUUACACCAAGAAUACAACUUCUUAAAGCCCUGAGUGAUAAUGGCAAAGAUAUUACUUACUUUGAGGAAGACAUUGGUACUUUUCUCUUGUCGUGGAUGCCUGAAGUCAUUUACACUGACAGAUUGGAGCCAUUAAUGUCUCUUUUGAUCAAUGUGUUUCACUACAACUCUAGCUACCUUGAUGAGAAUGUGGUUGCUGGUAUUGUCAGGGAGAAUUGUAACAUGGCAAGAACUCUCAAAAAUGAGAAAAGUGUGGAGUUCUCUCUAUGUCUCCUGGAUGCAGUCGUUCGGUACAGUUCUCUUCCAGUGGGCUCAGUCCAUGAGUUUAUUUCUGCUCUUUGCUCUACCGUCAACCUUGAAAAGUGUUGUCAACACUCUUGGAAGAUUAUGCGCAAUGUGUUGGGUACCCAUUUGGGUCACCGAGGGGUCUACACUAUGUGUUCCAUCAUGGAGUCUGGAGGUCAACAGAUUCCAAAUGUCAUGCAGAUAAGAGGAGCAGUGUUUUUUAUCGGCAUGUGUCUAUGGGGAUCGCAGAGGGUCACAACACUUAAACAUUCACAUUCAAGUGUUCUCCCAUCAAUGCUACAGAGUCUAUUCUGUCAUCAUCCAAUAGUUUCACUGGAAGUAACCCUAUCAAUCCAAAGGCUUGUCAAGAAGUACGGCCAUGAACUUCAUGUUGUCAGCUGGGACUCUGUCCUGGAUAUCACCAGCAAGCUGCAGUCAUUGAUUAAGGAGCAGCAACAAAAGGAGACUACUUUAAUAGAGAACCUCCAUACUCUCUUAAACUACAUUGAAGAACUCAUGGAAAGUGGCAAGUACAGAGGAUCUGAGGAAAGAUUUUAUGAUAUUGUGGAGAAAUGCUCAAGCAAACGACCUGAGAGUUCUCUCCAUCUUUUGGUCUCAUUCAGAGCACAGUCUGUUCACCCUGCCCACGCGGGUUGGCUUAACAAUCUAAAAAACUUGAUGGAAAAGUACUUUAGAUAUGAGAUUCGUACGAGUGUUCGAGUAAAGGCGUUGGAUGUCCUCUCGUUUGUCCUCACCUCAUAUCGCCAUUGGUACGAGGAAGAACUGUUGGAUCUCGUAGUGUUGCCAUUUCUAGGCAGCAUCGCAGAUGACCAAGACGUUACUGUCAGGACUUCUGCAGUGCAGCUUUUGCUCGACUUGUCUCAAACAUGCGAUUCUUCAAAAUGUAUGGAUAUUCUGAAUAUCGUAGAAAAGGUUAUUAGCAGACGUGUAGAAGUUCCAGGAAAAAUGUCGCCAACCGAGUCAUCCCAGGAAGAAGAGGUUUUGAAGGACAUUAAAACAGCUAUCAGUGCAUUGGUGCAAGUGUUUAAAGUCAAAUUGUUCCGUCUUCCUCACAGUCAUGCGCAGAAAGUGUUUAGUCUGCUGGUCACUCAUUUGAAGGCUCACUAUUACCAUGGUUACACCACCAACAUAGCCAGUGUCAUCAGAAAUAUUGUGUUUGAGUGUUUGCUGUCUCUCCGCUGUGACACGAGCCAUCGUCUUGGUUUCGUGGAAGAAAAAUCAGGCGAACAUGAUAAAGUCAGUCUUUAUUUUGUUUGCACGCCAAGUGCCUUGACCAGUUCCAGUGAGAGUAAGCCAUGUUGCUCCAGCCCACUGGGAGUCAUCCCAUAUUCUGAAGCCUUCAACGUCAUACUCAACUGUCUACAAUACGAGUGGGACUGGAGAGUACUAGAACACGUGUUAUCUGAGCUUCCUGAUGUACUACAGAACAAGACAUUGGUGUUAGCCGCUGACCCAAGCCUAAACAUCAUGUCGUCAGUGCUGUGCAAAAUGGUUUCAGACUCUGCCACGGUUCUAGAUCUUCAAAACGUACCACAGGGUGUCGGGAGAACUGGAUUCCAUGCCUUAAUUUUUCCGGUCUUGACAGUGCUAGCCACAUAUCACUUCAGGCUGGACCGGACCCAUCAGUGUGAGUUGGUUCAGUCACUAGAGCUUGGGUUCUUAUCAAAGUGUGCAAACCUUUGCGUGUCAUCACUAAUGCUGUGUACCAUGGAGAUGCAGGCAGUCAUGAACAGUCUUCUUCCUGCUAUUCUGGUUCGUCUGUCACAAAUCUCAGCCACCGUAUCUAUGGCGGUGCCCAUGUUGGAAUUUCUCUCAGGUCUUGUUCAUCUUCCUCAUUUAUACACCAGCUUUAAAGAAAAUCAGUACAAGAGCGUGUUUGCGAUAUGUUUUCCUUACACAGACCCAUUCAGGUAUUCACAGUACACCGUCACAUUGGCCUAUCACGUGAUCACUGCAUGGUUCGUGCGUGCUCGUGUAGCUUAUCGGAAAGACUUCGUUGGAUUUAUAACCAAGGCUUUAAAGACAAACAUCACUAAACCAGAGAGGUACGAACAGAGAGGUGACAGUCCAACCGUUGGUCUACGAUCGCGUAGCAGCAGCGCUGCCCAACAGCAAUCCUCGCCUCAGCCUUCCAAUCGGUCAGCUUCACCGUCGAGCUCGAUGCAAGCCAAGGAGAAUGAGUCUGCUUAUGAGUUUCAUAAAGAGAUGAGUGAAGUGUGUAUGGAUAUGAUGGCGAGGUACUCGUUUGCUAUGAGUCUUUCUCAACCCAAAAGGACAGCAGCCAUGGAGUUUCUUCUGUCCAGGGGCAAGACACGUCAGUGGAUCGUAGGCAACUCCGUGGUGUCAAUCACCACUUCGGGCACCUACAUCGAACUAGAUGGUGUCUGUGAAAACUGCCUGCCUUUGCACAAGCGAGGCAGACCGGACUCCAAAAUUGUCAUGUCGUCCAGCAGUGCAAGUCUGCUGUUAAAACGAAGGAAAUCAAAAGAAAAAAUCCUUGAGGAGUAUUCCUUGAGUGCCAAGAAGGACGCCAGUACUGCGCAUGAUGAUAAAGGAUUUGAUGGAUGGAGCACUGUGUCUCAAGAUGCUAACCUGAAACCAGACCAUUACAAACAGUCUGGUCGCAAGUCGCCUGUGGGGGAUAGUGGACGAGUUGAUGCGACAAGUGAAAGAUCCAAGACUUCUGAACCGGGUGACUCAACUGACCAUGGGAAAUCAGGAGAAGGACUUAAGACUCAAGCUACACGCGGAGGUACAAGUGACGAAAUAGUCGAUUGCCACUGCAUAUGCCAAGGAUGGGCCGAAAUCGUAAUCAGACGGCCCAGCGGUAAUAUAUCUUGGACCAUGCGCAUACAGAACAGAUUGGUAGGACCGUUGUUAACCAUGCCUGAAGUUGAUGGUGACGUCUCUACAGCGCUAGUUGAUGAUUCACACAUCAAGGAAUACCUUCUCGUGCCUGAUGGAGACACCGACCAGCUGAAGAUCCGUACUAAGAGCCGUGAGGUCCUGAGUACUAGUACUGAUAGUGACGUCCUUCUGAUUGAACUUGUAAAGAAAGAAAAGCAAAAGGACACCAAAGAUUCAGGUGAAACAGCUCUAAAAGAGCCAGACGACAAAAGUACCUCCGAAGCAUCGCCAGAGUCCCAACAGGAAGAGAACGAUGAAUACUUGAAUACAAACACUGCCUUAUCUUUACAAGGAUUUACACCAUCGUCGCCUUUACCUUCACCUUAUGACUUCUCGGGAUCAGAAAUGGGCUCUACAAACAAUAGGCCUCGGUUGCUUAGCAACAGUCCUAGGCGUGGUCCUUUUGCAUUCCGUAUGACUCGAGACUCUGAAAGUUCAGAUCAAUUUGAGCAGAAGUCCCUUCCACAAGAUGUUCCUCCAUCAGCUAAACGACAGUUACGUUAUGAAAAGCCCGAGCUGGGUGUCUCCCCGGCCGAGUUGAGCCGACCCGAACAUCACACGCGGGAUCACAACAUGUAUCUUUCCUCAUCCGAGAUGUACAGGCUUGCAAGUGAUGAUGGGGACGUCAAGCAGACGUUUGAAGCUGGCGAUAAAAGUGAGUCAAAACACGGUGGAAAGACAUCUGAACCUACUGAAUCAGAAUUAGCUAGGUCGAAAAGAGAGCCUGUAAAACUCCGUCUUAAAGGAGAGGCCAGAGCUAAGUCCCAGAGGCCAAAGUCUCUUCCUUUGGAAUGUCUCCCUAAAGGACCUUGCUCCGACACUAGUCACGCAACACAGCAGCCCAGUCACGCAACGUCUAGUCACGUAAAUCGAGAAAAACACGAGAAUCACCUGAAGGAGGAAAGCAGGAAUUCCCAUUCUGCUUCAACUAGUCCAAGAUCACCUGUCAAAACUAAACUCAAAAAGUCCUUCAGCUUAAGUUCACCAAGAAGGAUACGUAAGAACGUCGAACUUCCGGGAGAAUCCAAAAGCUCCCAAGUGCUACGUAAUACAAGUGCUGAUGAUAUGGGGUACUUUUCCAAGGUGAACAAGAGCUCUUCAUCACCUGAACUAUCCUCGCCGACUCUAAACAGAGCCUCAAUGCUUCAUGAAUUAGGUAAAAAGAAAAAGACCCCAACAAUAGGGACCAAACAGCACGACACCAGUGGAACUUCAAGCAAGGAUGGCCCUGGGGUGUCCUCCACAAGAGACCCGCCCAAAUUGGUGACAGCAUCGGAAUCCUACCGAUAUCCUCUUGAUCCUAAUUUCGUAUUUCUUCAGUUGUACCAGACUGCAUUCAGUGGGUCUUCAAAAGAUAAGCCCAUUCCUUUGCCAGAAGGAGAGGUCAUUGACAGAGCUAUUAAGUGCUUGGACCGUAUCCCACCGUACGACACACACAAGAUCGGGGUAAUCUAUGUUGGUCCAGGACAACAUAAUAACGAGACAGCAAUCCUGAGAAACGUGUAUGGAUCAUCCCGCUACAUGAAGUUCAUCAGUGGCCUGGGAAGCCUUAUUCGUCUUCGCGAUUGCCCUCUGGCCGAAAUCUAUACAGGAGGACUGGACAGAGAAGGAGAAGAUGGAGAAUUUUCGUACAGCUGGCAAGAUAGUAUUUGCCAAGUAAUAUUUCAUGUGGCAACUCUCAUGCCUACUAAAGACUCAGACCCGGGAUGCAACUCCAAGAAGAUGCAUAUUGGUAACGAUUUUGUGACCAUUGUCUACAAUGACUGCGAAGAAAACGUGGCCUUUGGAACCAUUAAGGGGCAAUUCAAUUUUGCCGAGCUGGUGAUAACACCUCUUGACAACGAGUGUAACGUAAUCAAGAUGCGGUUCAAAGAAACUCUGAAGAAUCUUUAUGUGGACACAGGACCUCGAGUAAUAUCUGAUAGUAACUUACCAAUGCUGAUUCGACAACUAGCCAUCCAUAUUAAUAUGGCAUCUGUCCUUCACCAAGGUCAAAAACGAACAACAGAUGCAUAUGGCUGUAACUGGCUUGAAAGACUACGCCAAAUCAAACGCCUGCGUAACAAAGCGGUCACGGAAUCUGUACCUCCAUGUACCCCUCCCCCAUCGUUGGUGAAGUCUCCCCCCGGAUCAAGUGCUUUUGGUGUGGUGGUACCAAGUACUCUCACCCACCCACAUUUAUUGGAUUUUACUGAAUACGUCACGAAUAAAAAGAAAUAGAGUAUAAUAUAUCAUAGUAUGAAGAUAAUUUGCAUCAGAAUAAUUGGGCUGUCGUCAGUUUGAGUAAUAGAUCAAAAACUUGUUCUUCGUGUUUGAUCAGGGCAUCCAAACACUGAGAAACAGAUGAAAGCAUGAGGCCGUUUGAAAUGACUUCUUAAACUCAUUAUAAUUCGUUUGUUCUUGAAUCUCGUGAGACUAAAAAUUUCUCCGCAAAUAUUUCUAUGUUUAUUCGUCAGUGUUUUGAUCAGUGUCUUGAUCCGUUCUUAAUCAAGUAUCAAGGUGCGUGCACGUGACUACAAUGCAAAAUUCCCAUUGGUCAUUGACCUCAUGAAUUAUUAAUGAGUUUGAGAAAUCUUGGAACAAAAACACUUUAUGAGGACGUUUUCUAAAAAUAAAAUGAAAAAGUCUCUCUCACUAUAAUCGUUAAACUGAUUUGAAAUAACUAGUCAGUGACCAAUGAUCAUUGUCAAAGGAUGAAGUUGUUCCUACUUUGUGGUUGGCUUAACCAGGGACACGGACAGCUAGCUGCAUGGUGCCAAAAUUUUCUUUCCAUAAAGUUUACUUUAAAGCAAACGGCCGCAAAGAUCUCCACUUAAUAGAGGUACCACUGUAAUCACUCUUGAAACGCUCAAGUAAUAACAAAAAUAAAAUAAAAAUCUCAAUUUAUUAAAAAUACGUUUCCUUGCUACAAAUAAAAAAUGUAUGUUUUUGUUUUUAAAAGGUUUAUUUGCAGAUUUGUUACAGCAGUGUAUGUUUCACAACAUGGUUUUCUCAUGAGCAUGCUGUACAAGCAAUAAAAACGUUUACAUGC